Messenger RNA from Cynara cardunculus var. scolymus (artichoke), 1810 nucleotides. RefSeq names its product probable protein phosphatase 2C 52. The record is from RefSeq and is a predicted model, not a curated record. Gene Ontology annotation, biological process: protein dephosphorylation. Gene Ontology annotation, molecular function: protein serine/threonine phosphatase activity. The transcript is spliced from 6 exons. Lineage: Eukaryota; Viridiplantae; Streptophyta; Magnoliopsida; Asterales; Asteraceae. The coding region runs from base 338 to 1690 and encodes 450 amino acids.
AACAAGACCACCCUUCUCUCUCAUCUCGCUUUUGCAAUUAAUGCAACCGUCCAUCACCAGCAAUGCUUUCUUCCCCUCUUUUACUUCUUUCGUUUAUCACACCAACGUUACCUCCAUCCCCAAAUCGUUCAUAAGCAGUCAAAAAGCAGUCACUUAUAUCUUUGAUUUGGAGUAAACAAUUGAUCUGGACGCUGUUUUCUUGAUAUGUUAGCUAGGCUGAUUGUCUUUCCCCAAGCUUUUGACUUUUGACCAAGAUAAAAACCUGCCCCUUGUUCCUAGUUUUCUGAAUCUUCACGACUUUUUUGCCUCUAAUUUGGUCGGUUUUGAGGGAGGGAAAAUGGGGUGUUGUGUCUCCACAAGUAGUCGGGGUGGUGGCGGGAAGAAGAGAACGAAAAGAACAUUUUCCGACCACGUAAGCGCCUUUCAGCACACAUCCUCGAUACCCAAUAGGAUUUUUGCAAAUGGGAAGAGCCGAAGUUCUUGUAUUUUUACUCAGCAGGGCCGAAAGGGAAUAAACCAAGAUGCAAUGAUCGUGUGGGAAGAUUUCAUGUCUGAAGAUGUGACCUUUUGUGGAGUCUUUGAUGGCCAUGGACCCCAUGGACAUCUUGUAGCUCGUAAAGUUCGUGAUACAUUACCAUUGAAGUUGUUUUCGUUUCUUGAUUCUUAUGAGUCGAAGAAAAACCAAUCUAGCACUUCGAUUUGUUGCAAUGGGGAUCCUGGAUUAGAGGAGGCUGAUCGGGAGGAGGAAAAACCCGAGUUAUUAUGGAGAGAAGCGUUUCUAAAAUCAUAUAAGGCGAUGGAUAAAGAACUAAAAUCUCAUCCCAACUUGGAUUGCUUUUGUAGCGGAAGCACUGCCGUCACCAUUGUUAAACAGGGAUCGAAUCUUUUCAUGGGAAGUAUAGGAGAUUCGCGAGCCAUCAUGGCAUCUAAGGACGUCAACGAUUCACUCGUAGCAAUUCAGUUGACCGUUGAUCUGAAGCCCGAUCUACCAAGGGAAGCCGAAAGGAUUAAACGUUGCAAAGGUCGAGUUUUUGCGUUACAAGAUGAACCGGAGGUGCCAAGAGUUUGGUUACCGUUUGAUGAUGCACCCGGGCUAGCAAUGGCACGGGCUUUUGGAGACUUUUGUUUAAAGGAAUAUGGAGUGAUCUCUAUUCCUGAAGUCUCUCAUCGGAUUCUCACCGAGAAUGAUAAGUUCAUCGUUCUUGCCUCAGACGGGAUUUGGGAUGUUUUGAGCAAUGAACAAGUGAUCGAAACCGUAUCAUCUGCUCCAACUCGGUCGUCGGCCGCAAGGAUACUCGUCGACUUAGCCGCUCGUGAAUGGAAAACGAAAUACCCGACAUCUAAAAUGGACGACUGUGCAGUCGUUUGCUUGUUUUUGGACGGUAAGAUGGACGCAGAAUCGGAUAACGAAGAUCAUGGUUUCUCUUCCGCUACCCUCCAGAGUAAUGCAGGCGAAUCAGACGACGGCCAGAAUCCAGAGCCAUAUUUGCAGCGGAAUUUUACGGUCAGAUCAUCGGAAGAGACCAACGAUGCUCGUAAAAGAGAACAAAACGAUGUAGUUUUGGAAGGGAAGGAGGAAACGGUCAUCGCGGUAACUGAAGAUCAGAACUGGUCGGGUUUGGAAGGCGUCACUCGAGUCAACUCGCUGGUUCAACUUCCUAGAUUUUCGGAGGAGCAGCCGCGAACGUAAUUAUUUUUGCUUUUUUUGUUUUUUGAUCUUCAUACUUGAACUGGGUAUUGGUAUUAUACUGUGUUUUUUCGGAAAUGUAAGAUCUCUCUUUAGGAUUCAUACCAUUUUAUGUUGGUUUUG